Frankliniella occidentalis (western flower thrips) is the source of this 5683-nucleotide messenger RNA. RefSeq names its product nephrin (gene sns). The transcript has 17 exons. Gene Ontology annotation, molecular function: cell adhesion molecule binding. The record is from RefSeq and is a predicted model, not a curated record. Lineage: Eukaryota; Metazoa; Arthropoda; Insecta; Thysanoptera; Thripidae. Gene Ontology annotation, cellular component: cell-cell junction. Gene Ontology annotation, biological process: cell-cell adhesion. The coding region runs from base 34 to 3675 and encodes 1213 amino acids.
ACUUCGGUGAUCCCGGGUUUCCCCCGGUACGCAAUGCACGGCGACCAGUCGCGGGGAGUGUUCAACCUGCGCAUCUCCAACGCCUCCCUGGAGGACGACGCCGAGUUCCAGUGCCAAGUGUCGCCCAAGGGCAGGACGGCCGCCAUCAGGGCCAACGCCACCCUCACCGUGCUAUCGCCACCGGCCGGCAUCGAGAUCAUCAACCACGAGGGCAGCAGCGUCAACAAGAUCGAGAUCGCGGAAAAGAAGGAGGUGGAAUUGGAGUGCCGCGUGAAGGAGAGCAAGCCCGCCGCGACCAUCGUGUGGUACCGGGACAACGUGGAGCUCAAGCUGAACAACCGCGAGGACGGGCAGACGGAGGUGGUGUCCAAGACCCGGGGCCCGCGCGCCAGCAAGUUCAUCGUCACGUCCAGGAUCCGGCUGACGCCGACGCACCAGGACGACGGCGCCAACUACACGUGCGAGGCCAAGCACGACGCCAUCAACAACAGCAAGCCGAUGAAGGCCACCGUCACGCUCUCCGUGCUCUAUCCGCCGGGUGCGCCGUACAUCGAGGGCUUCGACAGCAACGUGGUGCAGCGCGGGCGGCAGCUGGAGCUCAUCUGCAAGAGCCGCGGUGGCAACCCGCUGGCGCAGCUCAUCUGGUACAAGAACAACGACCCCGUGCACAUGAAGUACUUCACGCAUGACGCCAUCUCGGAGAGCACCUACACCUUCACGGCAGACGCGUCCGACAACAACGCCGUGUACCGCUGCACCGCCACCAACAUCCAGAGCCAGAAGCCGCUCAGCGCGCAGGUCACCGUCACUGUCGAGUUCCCUCCCACGCACGUGGUGAUCAACGGGUCGGCGGAGGCGCGCGUCGGCGACGUGGUGCCGCUCACCUGCACCACGGACAACUCGAACCCGCCCGCCGAGAUCCGGUGGACGGUGGGCGGCAAGCAGGUGCACAACGCGACUUCGAGGAGUGUGCAGGCCAAGGCGGGCGGCUGGAUCACCACCUCGGACCUCGUCACCGUCAUCCCGCCCGGGCCGCGCUCCGUGAUCGUGGUCUGCCACGGCCUCAACAUGGACACGGCCGUGGGCACGCACACCAUCGAGGUUCAAUAUCCCCCCACUUCUCUCAUGAUUCACGGGUACAAGCCUGGCGCAAGCAUCGCGGGCGGCACCCGCCAGAGGAUAACGUGCGUGUCGACGGGCGGCAACCCCCCGGCCACCCUAACCUGGUUCAAAAACGACAAGAAGAUAAGCUCAACAUCGAAAAUCUUGGACAAAUCAGUGUCUGCUGAAGUAGAUUUUAUUGCCAAUGCAACUGAUAAUGAAGCAAGAUACAAGUGCGAAGGUGCAAACAAGGCAACAGAGAUUCCCCUCACUGAAGAAGUGAAGCUUAGUGUGCUCUUUCCCCCAGACCGGGUGCAAAUUAAGAAAGAGCCAGCCGUUCUGAAACCAGGACAGUCAGCCACACUAACAUGCGACUCAUCGUCAAGUAACCCGCCCGCCGUUUUAACUUGGUGGAGAGAUGGUAUUCCAGUUCAGGGAACAACAAAUUCGUCAUCCAAAGGAUUGCAUGGUGGUAUGGUUUCAACUGUUAAAGUUACCAUUGAUGUGAAUUCUGAUCUGAAUGGUAUUGUAUACACUUGCCAAGCCAUGAAUGAAGUGCUUCAACGCAGUGUACAUGAUGCAAUUACAUUGGACGUGCUAUACAAACCUAUUUUUGAUCAUGAGCCUGCUGAACCAUUCAACGGUGUCGAGGGGCAGCCUCUGCUUGUAGCUUUGCAGGCCCAUGGCAACCCCUCUAACAUGACCUUUUUAUGGAAAAAAGAUGGAAAAGCUCUAACUCAUUCCUCAGAGAGCCAUUCAAGAGUUCUGAUUGAUGGACCGAUGCUCAACAUAUCCUCAUUGACCAAAGAUGACACUGGCUUAUACACCUGUGAAGCUGCCAAUAGUGAAGGAGCCACAAGCAUCCAAAUAAAUAUCUCAGUAAAUUACCCUGCUAGAAUUACUGGUCUUACCACUGAGACACUUGUAUCAGUUGGUGAAGAAGCCACUUUAAAUUGCACAGCAGAUGGGAAUCCACUGAAAGCUGACCACAUUACAUGGAGAAGAGAAGGCUUUGAAAUGGCAGCCAAAACUGCAACUGUUUUCAGAAACAACACAUCAUAUUUAACAAUUCAUAAGGCAUCCAAGGAAGAUAUUGGAGCUUUUUUAUGUGUUGUGAACAAUGAUCUGGGAAAUGAAACAAGUGCAAAAGCAUUUCUUCUUGUAAAACAUAAACCAGACAUUGAUCUAUCUCCAGUGCUUGCAAAGGCAGCUUCUAAUGUCGGAGAUACUGCUAGACUCACAUGUCGGGCAAAGGGUGCCCCUGAAGUAAGAUUUAGCUGGUCACGAGAUGGUUCUGUAAUACCAGCCAAUUCCUCACUUAAAUACACUCUCAACCAACACAAGGUUGACAUUCUUACUUUUGAGUCAGUAUUGCAAGUUCUUAAAGUAGAACAGGCUGACUUUGGACAAUACCAGUGUAAAGCUCAAAACGAAAUUGGGUUUACCACUCACUCUGUAAAACUGGAUAUCACGUCGAAACCUGAUUCACCAACCAACUUGGUUGCUAAUGACACUACUCAUAACUCUGUUGCUCUAUCCUGGACCCCAGGGUUUGAUGGGGGUCUCCAAACAACAUUCAGAAUAAGAUACAAACCCUCUGGUUCCACCAAUGAAGCAUACCAGUAUGUAGAUGUAGUACCACCCAACGCAACCACUUUUGUAAUCAGAAAUUUGGAUCUUGCCACUGAGUACAUUUUCUCAGCAAUGGCACAGAAUAAACAAGGAUCUAGUGAAUAUGCUGGUCAUUUAAAAGCACACACAACAAAUGGUGCGGAAAUUUUGUCUGAGGAGCUCUUAGGAAGAGCAGACCUUCCUCGUCUUGUCGUAGUGAGUGUAGCCAUCACAGGAUCGAUCCUUCUGUUCCUCAACAUAUUAUUGGUUGGAUGCUUUAUGUAUAGGAAACGUAGGCAAAGACUACGAGAAGCAGCCAGCGAGCAGAGCAGUAGCAAGUCUGCAACAAUUGAAAUGUAUGCUCCGAGUAGCUACAAUGAAACUGUGACAGGAGAGACUCUAAGUUCAGUCUCUGAGAAAAGUGAAAGCUACUCAAAUGCAGAUAGCAAUCCUGAUUAUUUGGUGAGAAAACAGGAGGAUGGAAGGAAACCUGCAGCCAGUACUUACUUGAUUGAUCAAAUUGAUUAUCCUUUUGAGUACUGUGGCUUUGAAAUGCAGCAUCAACACAAUCAUCAGCUUCCAAGUCAUCCUCAUCACCAUAUUGGAAAUAACACCCUGAAACCUCCCUUAGCAGAUUCUGUUAACUCUGUAAAUUCUGGCACGCUCAGAAAACAUCAAACUAACUACAACAACCACAAUACAGGAGGGGUCCAACCUGGGGGAGAUGGUUUUUAUGGAAUUUCUCCGGAUGCAAGGUACAUUGCAUACCCUCCCCCCGCAGAGUUUUCUCAACCAACUGGGAAUGGCACACUGCGAAGAGGGCAGCAUCUCACCUCGAUGGGAACAGGUCCUGUUGGUGUACCUCCCGAUGUGACUGUUCUACAUAACCCUCCAAUUCCUCCUCCACCACUACUAUCAACAUUUAGCUAUCCAGCAAUGGAAACAGAGGGUCAUUUAGUGUGACCCAGUGAAAAUACUGAUGUGAGUGAUGAGAACUCUUCUGCUCACAUUGUCUUUCAGCUCAGACUGUGAUUUCAGUGUCUACCCACUGCCACAAACCAAACUAAUAAUUAUCUGUUACAUUGUGUAAGCACAGGACACUUUUGUGCUAGUGUGGCUUUUGAAUGUUGAUUUUGUGUGUUUGUUGAAGAAAUGGUUUGGUUGUUUUAAUGGGCUUUUGCCUCCAUUUCAGGCAAAAACCUAUUGAAAAGCUCAUAUAAAAAAUUGAGGCAGUUUAUGUAGACUAGCCUUGAAACAAACAGGGUUUUUUAAAAACAUAUUGUUUUUUUUUCUUUUUGUAUUCUUUCUGCUUGUUUUGGAAUACUUGUACAAAGUAUUAAAAAUUAGAUAGGGAUUUUCUAUUAAGUAUUUUUCCAUUUGAAGUAUUGCUAGAAUAUUGAAGCAAUUGAACCAUUGUAAUUAAGGGAGUAAAGAUGUGUCCUCCCUCAUACUGAUCUAUGCUGACUUGUUAGUCCAUCCAAGUAUUGUCAAUGUAGAAAUUCUUGAAAAUGAAUUCAACCUAAAUGUGAGACUUACAUUAAAAUUAUGUUGUUUGUCUGUGUCAGCAUGUGAUCAAUAAUGCUUAAAUACUGGACUGAUGCAUACUAUACAUUUGUGUUAUUUGCUCACAAGAAGGCAAAAUAAUUUUUGUAGAUAAUAGUUAAUUGAGAUGUGGUGCUAUUCUGUCAAAGUGUACAGUAAAUUCAUUCAAUGUACAGUUACUUUAAGUGUUGUGUACAUAGGUGAUGUCCAUCAAGUGGAUUAAUGAUGCACUUGAAAUGAAUGAAGUGAAACAAGUAGAGGCAUGUUCAAAAGUAACAGUUUUCUUUUAAAUGUAUUAUUUCUCUCAUAAAAUAUCUUGAGUGCGUGAGUGAGCUAGUCUUCAGUGUAUACCAAAGCUGUGGGUCAGAUGAAUGUCAGCAGGCAGUUGCAUGUGAUUCCUUUGUUGUUGUUUUUUUUCCUUUUUGUUUCAUAAAGAGGCAAUACUUUAUGUUUACUGGUAACUUGCAAAAACCUGAAGCAAUAGACCAUUUCACCUUUGCUGUCACCUCUUACUAAGAACAGGGGUCUAACCGUUUGCAUGAAUAAUUGAUUUGUUAGUUCAUAUUCAACUUACUCAGUUGCUGUUAUUAAGAACUAAAAAUUAUGCUAAUUUCUGUGUUGGGCGGUUAUGAGUGCACAGGUGAAAUAGUCUCGAAAGACAACUUUAUAAAGAAUUCAUCUGUGAGUGACAAACCAAGAUUCAAUAAUUGGUACAACUUACAUCUCACAUAAAAGUGUACUAUUAUUCUAAAAUGAAGUAACUUUGAAUAUCUAUCUAUCUCUAUCUAUUUAAACUCAGACUCGUGAUCAAUCAAGCUCUGCUAAAAAAGAUAUAUAUUAAUAAUUUGCACUAUCCUCUCUUCUUCCAACCUAAAACUGAAAGUGAUGGUCACCAAAGUAUUACAAGGUAGUAAAAAUGUUUGUCUAUUUGUGAUAAAAGAAUUUUAAGAAGCCUCACUUAUUAUUCAACAUUUAUCAAUAUUCAUGCAUUCAUGCAUUCAUUGUAGUAACAGUAAAGCAUCAAAAUGAAAAUGCUUAAAAAUUGCAAGAAUUAUGGGACACUGUAAAGGUUUCAAUAUUACCAUCAUUCUCAGACUGCUUUAUACUUUCCCAGUUGCAUUGCCUCAAAGCAUAAUUAAGACCUAAUUUAAAAUGACUGCCAAUUAUCUUGUAUUUUAAUUUCUGAACUCUUAAUUUGUGAUUCUUAUUGAAAAUGAUAAUCACAGAAUGGAUUGUUAAAGAACUCCAGUGAACUCCAGUGUAAAAUUUUUGAUCUCAUCUCAGAUGUUCCGUGAUGUAAAAUAUUGGUGUGAUGUGCACCCUAGGUAAAGUUAGGAUCUUGUUUAAGUUUGUCUCCUGUUAUUUUUUACCUCAAUUUACAUCAUUCUGUACUCCAAAGGAGCAAAUUAAAAUCAAAUACUAAAACUGA